AUGUGUAGGUCUCCAAGUUGUGAUGAGAAGGGUUUGAAGAAGGGGCCAUGGACACCGGAGGAGGAUCCGAAACUGAUUAAUUAUAUGCGAAACCAGGUCCAUGGCCAUGGAAGUUGGAAAGCACUCCCCCGGAACGCCGGUUUGAACCGGUGCGGAAAGAGUUGCAGGCUUAGGUGGACUAAUUAUCUGAGGCCUGACAUCAAGAGAGGGAAAUUUUCUGAUGAAGAACAAGAAGUCAUCAUCAACCUCCAUUCAGUUCAUGGAAGCAAGUGGUCGAGGAUUGCUGCUCAGCUUCCAGGAAGGACUGAUAACGAAAUAAAGAAUCUCUGGAACAUCCAUCUGAGGAAGAAGCUCCUCCUUAUGGGUAUUGAUCCAAUAACCCACAAACCAGUCUCUGAUCUGAACCUCCUUCUCAACCUUUCUAAGUUGGUGUCUACCCCAAACUUCAACAAUUUGAUGAAUCCCUGGGACAAUGCUCUUAGGUUACAGACAGAUGCCACUCAACUAGCCAAAAUCCAACUGUUUCAAAACAUUUUGCAGAUCAUAAAUACAAUUCCACUUUCAAAUAUUGAACAGACUAGUUUUUUGGGAUCACAGAACUAUGCCCAGAUUGAUGGACUUCUGAAUGGGACAAGGACUGUCUAUACCACUGAACAGUCCCAAUCACCGUUCAAACCCUCAAACUUGGGUUUUACACCACAAGUAUUCAAUGAUUACAGUGUCAUUACAAACUCACUGGCAUUGUCUACAGGUGGAUUACGCCAAGAGGUUCUCGAUUUCAACGAUAAUAUUCCACUUCCUGCAUUGGUUUUGGAGACUCCCGAAAGCUCCAUUGUCAACCGAAUGGAAAGCACAGAGCCAGCUUACUUUUCAGCCCAUUCACCCACCUCCAACUUCUUUGAGGAGUGGGAAAAACUGAUGGAUGAUGAAGCCAGUAGCUCCUCAUGGAGAGAUAUUAUACAUUAA
Ilex paraguariensis (yerba mate) is the source of this 966-nucleotide messenger RNA. The record is from the annotation of a GenBank genome assembly. Lineage: Eukaryota; Viridiplantae; Streptophyta; Magnoliopsida; Aquifoliales; Aquifoliaceae.